Molecule: messenger RNA, 1753 nt
Organism: Lepidothrix coronata (blue-crowned manakin)
Lineage: Eukaryota; Metazoa; Chordata; Aves; Passeriformes; Pipridae
Gene: DTNBP1
Product: dystrobrevin binding protein 1
Exons: 10
Coding region: 47-1099 (350 amino acids)
Biological process (GO): negative regulation of protein kinase activity; neuron projection development; platelet dense granule organization
Cellular component (GO): plasma membrane; BLOC-1 complex; synaptic vesicle membrane
Source: RefSeq, a predicted model, not a curated record
CCCUCCCUCCCGGCGCUGGCCUCCGCAGCCGGGGAAGGCCGGGACGAUGCUGGAGACGCUGCGGGAGCGGCUGCUGAGCGUCCAGCAGGACCUCACCGCCGGGUUGAAGACUUUGGGCGACAAAUCAAGAGAUGCAAAAAAAAGGCAGAGAACUAUUCAGUGUUUGCCAGAGUUUUCUGCUGGACUGGAAUUACUCAGCAGAUAUGAAGAUGCGUGGGCUGCCCUUCACAAAGGAGCCAAAGAUUGUGCAAAAGCUGGAGAGCUGGUCGAUAGUGAAGUUGUGAUGCUUUCUGCACACUGGGAGAAGAAAAGAAACAGUCUGCUGGAACUACAGGAUCAGCUCCAACAAAUACCUGGGUUUUUAGCAGAUCUGGAAUGCCUCACAGCAAGCCUAGCCCAGCUAGAGGCAAACUUUGAGGAAAUGGAGAAUCAUCUGUUGUGUCUUGAGGACCUAUGUGAACAGUGUGAGUUGGAAAGAUACAAGUGUAUGCAGACAUUGCAGCUGGAAAACUACAAGAAAACAAAAAGGAAGGAACUGGAGACCUUCAAAGCUGAACUAGAUGCUGAACAUGCACAGAAAGUUUUGGACAUGGAGCACACCCAGCAGAUGAAGCUAAAGGAACGUCAGAAGUUCUUUGAAGAAGCCUUCCAGCAGGACAUGGAGCAAUACCUUUCUACAGGAUACCUGCAGAUAGCAGAGAGGCGAGAACCGAUUGGAAGUAUGUCUUCCAUGGAAGUGAAUGUGGACAUGCUGGAACAGAUGGACCUAAUGGACAUGUCUGACCAAGAAGCACUUGAUGUCUUUUUAAACUCAGGAGGCGAAGACAAUAAUAUGCUUUCUCCCAUGCUGGGGCCUGACACCAACACCUACGUGAAUGAGAUAAGUCUUCAGGUCCCGAGCCAGUCUGAGUUACGACAAAAACUGUCUUCACUGUCAUCAACCUGCACUGAUUCUGCCAGCCAAGAUGCAAGUGAAGGAGAGUCUCCAGUUGUUCAGUCUGACGAAGAGGAAGUUCAAGUGGACACUGCCCUUGCUGCUGUAACUGAAAGAAAGUGUGCUUCAGAUGCUAGUGAUGAAAGUGACUCUCAAACUAUUUGAAUCUUAAAACCAUAUCCUUUAAGAAUGACUUCUGAAUGAAUGAACAAGUGAAUGAAGAGCUUGCCUGUGUAACAAUUUGCUAACCAAGCAUAACAGCCAGAUCUUUUUACUUAGUAAUACUGCCUUUUUACAAAUUGCCAGUCAUAUGGAGGUUGGUUUUUAAAGAAAAAAAAUAUGCCUAAAGCACACACACUUUAACAGUAGUCUUGGGGCUCAGGGGAGCAGUAAAACUGUUGUAUAUACUAUGUAUAAGAGAAUUAAAGGGGAAAGAUAGAAGUUACUUUGACCACUAACCUUUAAAUGGCUGAUUGGAAAUACUUAAGAGUUGAUAUGUAAUACUGAACCCAAAUUGUUCCUUGCAUGUUUUCAGCUGCUGCAACUGAAGAUUUAGGAUCCAAACCAAAAUGAAAAGUUAUUUUCUACUCUUUACUACCUACUGUCUGCCUCCUGCCUUUGUCUACGAAUGCAGCAGUGUUUACUGUUCUCACACUUCCUAUUCAGGACCAACUUAGUUAUUGUAGGUGUUAAGGAAAAAAUAAGAACCUGAAAAGGAGGAGAGAUGCGUAUUGAAAUGUUACACUCCUUGUGGAGCAGGUAUCUUAGCAUUGUGUAAACUCCUCUUUCGAGAUAAAAUAAAGUAUUUCUAUCCCAACC